CCGUGUUCCGAACUUCUGCUUCUGCUCCAGGAAGGGCAUAAACUCUGCUGUAGUGUGUGUGGUGUGUGUUCAGUCAUGGCUCGUCUGCUGCUGAGGGCCAGUGUGAGAGGCUAUUUCACCUCACCGCUGAGGAGAGGAUCAGAUCAGCUGGGUGAUCUGGGUUCGGGAGCUGGUAAAGGAGGAGGAUCGGGCGGCUCGAUUCGGGAAGCUGGAGGAGCGUUCGGGAAGAAACAGGCGGCCGACGAGGAGCGAUACUUCAAGCAGAAGGAGAAGGAGCAGCUGGCGGCUCUGAAGAAACACCAUGAAGAAGAGAUCGACCAUCAUAAGAAGGAGGUCGAGCGUCUGCAGAGAGAGAUCGACCGACACAAGGGCAAGAUCCGCAAACUCAAACACGACGACUGAAACACCACGUCCAUCGCCAUCAAUCACUCCCUGUGCCUGAUCUCUCCGUCUGCAUGGGCUUUAAUCGACCUGUGCGGAAACAUGUGCUUUAAUAAACCUGUGCAUUAUCAAUAAACCUGUGCAGAAACAUCCAGACAUCUGAAGUUGAUGUGAAGCUCGAGUCGUGUGAACAAACUGCUGGAGAGAUAUUUUAAGACUGUUUGCAUGAGGGACAACAUGGGGAAUUUUAUCUUUUGGGGCAAUAUUUUGAGCAUAGAAUGUGUUUAUAAUUUUUCAUAACUAAAAAACGUUGCUAAAAUGGGUUUAAGGAGCGUCCUUUACUGAUAAAACGAUUCUGGGUGAUGUUCAAAUGUCUUUAUAUGAUCCAAAGCAAACUACAGCUCAAAGCUCUCACAACAGCUGGACUCUCUGUAUUAGAGUCAUUAAACACCAAAUGAUGUC
Pimephales promelas (fathead minnow) is the source of this 843-nucleotide messenger RNA. It is a transcript of the gene atp5if1a, whose product is annotated as ATP synthase inhibitory factor subunit 1a. Gene Ontology annotation, cellular component: mitochondrion. The record is from RefSeq and is a predicted model, not a curated record. Lineage: Eukaryota; Metazoa; Chordata; Actinopteri; Cypriniformes; Leuciscidae. Gene Ontology annotation, molecular function: ATPase inhibitor activity. Gene Ontology annotation, biological process: negative regulation of ATP-dependent activity.